UGCGGCAGUCUGAACCACGAAAGUGGCCUAAAGAGUUGAGCGCGCGUUUCCCACCCAGCGAGUGGUGGCAAAUUUAUUCGUAGUGCAUAGAGUGAAUUAGUGUUACACUUGGGUCCCGAAAAAACAAACCCCCAGCCAACUUUAAGCCGAAGCCAUGAGGAUCCAGCGGCAUUUUGUGUUGGGUUUUCUCGGCGCCCUCUUCGUUGCCAUCGCCGGCAGCCAUGCCAAAGCUGUCGGAGAUCAACAAGCUGCCGAGUCCCAACAAGUUGCGAGCGGAAAUGCCGUCGCGGAGAAGCGCAUCGGUCACGGCUUUGGUUUAGGUCUUGACAUCGGCCUUGGUGGUCAUGAAAUUCACGAGCACAUACACGAGCACCAUGAGCAUCACGAUCCAGGCUACUGGAAGAAGAAGGUCACGUGGAAGGAGGGCUGGAAGAAGAUUUGGAAUCCAGCCAAGAAACAAAUUUGGAAUCCAUCCUGGAAGAAGAUUUACAAGCCUCAUUGGGUAAAGGUUCCCGGCUGGAAGGAGAUUCAGGUGCCAGCCUGGAAGCAAGUUUGGGUGCCACACUGGAAAGAGAUCUUAGUGCCUGCCUGGAAGGACAUUCAAGUGCCUGACUGGAAGCAGUAUUGGACACCAGAACUAGUCAAGGUUGGCAUUCCCGGUGAGAAAUAUCUGGGCAAGGAUCAUGAGGGCUGGGAGUACACUAGCCACGAUCUGUGGAAGAAGAAGGUUGUCUGGAAGUCGCACUGGAAGAAGAUCUGGAAGCCUGCAAAGAAACAAAUCUGGGUGCCAGAGAAGAAGUUGGAAUGGAAGGAAGCGUGGAAACAGUACUGGAAGCCAGCCAAGAAACAGAUCUGGAACGAUAAACUGGAAUGGAAGGAAGCGUGGAAGCAAAUCUGGGUGCCUGGCUGGAAGGAGAUCUGGGUGCCUGGCUGGAAAAAAAUCUGGAAGCCCGUCGUGAUAUCCGAAUGGUUCCCCUCGCCCGAUCACCAUCAUGAUCACCACCACGAAGAGAGCUGGGACUGGGAUCGCAAGGACAAAGCCGCCACCAACGAAAAGGACAAAGUUGUAUGGAAGCGCGAUGAUAGCAACGUUUCAGCGCAGAAGCCAACACAACUGAAGCCGGUGGCUAACGGAGAUUUCAAAGCCAAGACGCUGGAGGCGGCCAAAUCGCCAAUCGCUGCCACAUCGCAAUCGUUUAAGUUUCCGGGCGCAUAAACGUCGUGCCAAAUGCCACAUUAAUUAGAAUGUCACCCACCCGGAUCCUUGUUCCAUGUAAAUAGUUGUACACCAGUCGUUAGCACGUAAGGACUUUCGUUGCGUUGGCGUUAGCGUCAAUUUAAAUUAUCUUUAGCCUUAGACAUUGUUUAAUUAACCAAAUAAAAUAAAUAAAUAAAUACAAAUUAUAAUAAUACAAA
This is a messenger RNA of Drosophila nasuta, 1416 nucleotides long. RefSeq lists its product as uncharacterized. The transcript has 5 exons. Lineage: Eukaryota; Metazoa; Arthropoda; Insecta; Diptera; Drosophilidae. Bases 155 to 1216 code for a protein of 353 amino acids. The record is from RefSeq and is a predicted model, not a curated record.